AUGUCAAGAUACAAUAUUUAUGCAGGAAUUUUAGAAGAAUUAGAAGAUAAAUUCAUAAAAGUGAUCGAAGAGAAGAAAAAAUUGCGACCAGUACUUUUAGCACUUAAGAAAUAUCCCGAUCUUUCAACAAGAAAAACUACAGCAAUAUUAACUUUUACGAGAAAGCCGGAAUGA
Diversispora eburnea is the source of this 174-nucleotide messenger RNA. The record is from the annotation of a GenBank genome assembly. Lineage: Eukaryota; Fungi; Glomeromycota; Glomeromycetes; Diversisporales; Diversisporaceae.